Momordica charantia (bitter melon) is the source of this 2945-nucleotide messenger RNA. RefSeq names its product transducin family protein / WD-40 repeat family protein. The record is from RefSeq and is a predicted model, not a curated record. Lineage: Eukaryota; Viridiplantae; Streptophyta; Magnoliopsida; Cucurbitales; Cucurbitaceae. Gene Ontology annotation, biological process: meristem growth; meristem maintenance. Gene Ontology annotation, molecular function: protein binding.
CUUCGCUGGUUCCCCAUUCUAUUUGUUUGUUCUUUGUGUGUUUCGAUUGCCCCAUUUCUUCUGCAACUAUCCUCCUCCUAAUCCUAGUCGCCUCCGUCCAUUCCUCUCAUUGUUUUUCUGUGUUUUAGAUGCCCUAUUUCUUCUCCCAAGUUCUUGCUUGGUCGGUCCCGACGCGAAUCUACUAACUAUUUUUUCUCGUGUUUGUUGGGAAAAUGAUUGAAUUUUAUCGGAAUUCCUCAAUUGAUUGGAAGCCGUCUCCUGUAGUAGCGCUAGCCUCCAGCGCCGAUGACUCUCAGAUCGCGGCAGCCCGAGAAGACGGCUCGCUCGAGAUUUGGCUGGUAUCUCCUGGUUCCGUCGGGUGGCACUGUCAGCUGAUGAUUAGUGGAGACACUAACUAUAGGGUUUCGUCACUUGUCUGGUGCUGUGCCGGUUUGAAAGAUAGCCCCUCUGGUCGCUUAUUUUCUUCCAGCAUCGAUGGUUCUAUUUCGGAGUGGGAUCUGUUUGAUUUGAAGCAGAAGACUGUUUUAGAAUCAAUUGGCGUCUCCAUCUGGCAAAUUGCUGCUGCACCCUGUAAUAGUCGUGGACUUGACAGGAAGGUAAAGGCCCAAGACAUGCAAAAUGGGCACUUAAUCGACAAUGAGAAUGGUUACCAAGAUUGUAGUGAGAGCGAUGAUGAUUCUAAUUCAUCCGAGCUUCAUGUGCAAUCUAGAGAUGAGAAUCCCUCUCUAGCAGUUGCUUGUGAUGACGGUUGUGUGCGUCUCUACAAUAUAGAUGCCGAAGAGUUUAUCUACAAAAGAUCGUUGCCUAGGGUCAGUGGUAGGGUUUUAAGUGUAACAUGGAGUAAUGAUGCAGAACGGAUAUUUUCUGGGAGCAGUGAUGGGUUUAUUCGAUGUUGGAAUGCUAGUCUCGGACACGAGAUCUAUAGGAUUACUGUAGGACUUGGAGGUUUGGGUAGUGGACCUGAACUUUGCGUAUGGUCAUUACUUUCCCUUAGGUCUGGUACCCUUGUCAGUGCAGAUAGUAGUGGUAGUGUGCAAUUUUGGGACAGUAAUCAUGGAACUCUUUUGCAAGCACACACCCUACACAAGGGUGAUGUGAACGCACUUGCAGCUGCUCCUAAUCAUAAUCGAGUGUAUUCUGCUGGCUCUGACGGUCAGGUUAUUCUCUACAAGCUCUCUAACGAGAAUGUUGCAUCUAGUGAAGACAAGUAUUCUUCUGAAGUGAUGAAGAAAUGGAUUUAUGUUGGUCAUGUGAGAGCUCAUACUCAUGAUAUUCGGGCUUUGACGGUAGCUGUACCAAUUUGUCGAGAAGCAGAGCUGUCUCAAGAUGAUGAGGUUAAAAGAGUUCGUCGUAAGAAGAAGCCAAAUGAUUUUAGCUAUCGUAAGUGGGCCCAUUUGGGAGUUCCGAUGUUAAUCUCAGGUGGUGAUGAUACAAAGCUGUUUGCAUACUCUGCUCAGGAAUUUACUAAAUUUUCUCCCCACGAUAUAUGCCCUGCACCGCAAAGGGUGCCUAUGCAACUAGUACUUAAUACAAUGUUCAACCAAGCACCAUUACUACUUGUUCAGGCUGCUCACUCUCUGGACAUCCUAUGUGUUCGCCCAAAAAGUGGUUCCUUUAGAGAUAUGGCUUGUGGCCCUUCUAAGGGACAUGCCCAGGCAGAUUUACUGGUUCGAGUUAAGAGCAAAGCAUCUCGAAAGAUUAUCUGCAGUUCUAUUUCCAACUCUGGCAAGCUAUUUGCGUAUUCUGAUCAUACCAAACCCAACCUAUUUGAAUUGAAGAAAUCUGGAGGAAGCAAAUGUUCGUGGACUGUUAAUCGAAGGCAACUUCCUCAUUCACUACCGUUUGCCCAUUCUAUGGUCUUUAGUUUUGAUUCUUCUCGAUUGAUCAUAGCUGGGCAUGAUAAAAGGAUAUAUGUUGUGGAUGUGGUCAGUUUGGAAGUCAUACAUAGUUUUACACCUUUCCGAGAGCUGCAGGAUGAUACAUUGCCUCCUGCUGAACCUCCUAUAACAAAAGUAUUUACAAGUUCAGAUGGGCAGUGGUUAGCUGCAGUCAACUGCUUUGGAGAUAUAUACAUUUUCAAUAUGGAGAUAAUGAGGCAACACUGGUUCAUUUCAAGGCUAGAUGGUGCCUCGAUUACAGCCGGAGGCUUUCCUCAAUGGAACAACAAUGUGCUUGUAGUUACUACUUCUUCAAAUCAGGUCUAUGCGUUUGAUGUUGAGGCCAAGAAAUUAGGAGACUGGUCGAUGCGGCAUACACAAGCUCUCCCAAAAAGAUUCCAAGAAUUUCCUGGGGAAGUAAUUGGUCUCUCUUUCCCGCCGUCUGCCACUUCUUUACCUGUUAUCGUAUAUAGUUCCAGGGCAAUGUGCUUAAUUGACUUUAGGAUGUCUGUGGAUCAAGAUGAUGAAUAUGUCAUGAUAAGUGGACAAGAUUCAGCAGUGAAGAAUUUACGGGGUACACCAACAAUAAAUGGGAAAUUGAAACGUAAGUUAAGAGACUGCCAAACAGAGGGUAGACUACAUGGUAGAAAGAAUUUUGAAAUUUUUCCUUUUAGAGAUCCUGUUUUGCUUAUUGGACACCUCUCCAAAAAUUCGCUCUUGAUUAUGGAUAAACCAUGGUUAGAAGUGGCUAACACUUUCGAUGCCGCACCUGUGCACAGACAUAUAUAUGGGACUUAAGUCCUCAUAUAAAAGGUGUUAUUUUUAGGAUAUAUUUGAAUGUUGGAAUCCACCAUUCUUUCUCUGACGUCUCUCGGUUUCUUACAAUUUUGUUCUGGGGAGGAGGGGUCAUCUAAGCGUCUAAAGCAGUGUUGUAUUGUAUUAUUGAAUUUUUUUUAUAACUUAAAGUAGUAGUUCUUUUAGUCUACGAAGUUCUUACAUUGGCCCUCCCCCCUCCCCCACUCCCCACCAAAGAAAUAAAAACACCCCAUCAAGGCAUAGUUCUUUCUC